Molecule: messenger RNA, 1650 nt
Organism: Prorocentrum cordatum
Lineage: Eukaryota; Dinophyceae; Prorocentrales; Prorocentraceae
Source: the annotation of a GenBank genome assembly
AUGCCCACCUCUGCGGCGACUGAUCCAGGAUCUGGCCCUCCUCCGGGCGGCGCGGCCCGCGGCGGCGCCCGAUCGGCAGCGGAGACGGCGGCCAGCGAGCUGGUGGACUACCAGGAGCUGCGCCUGCACGACACCGAGGCCCUGGGCAGCGCGUUCGAGCCGCGCUUCGCGACGGUUGCCCUCACGCAGGACCUGGUAGGCUCGGUGCUGCCAGGCGAUCGCGCAGUGGUCGUAGGAGUGGUGCGCUCGCGGUGGCGGCCCCCAGUGGCCGGCAGGCAGAUAGAGAUGCAGCUAGUGAUCGAGGCGAGCAGCGUGAGGCGGCUGAGCAGCGAGGAGCUGCAGCGGCCGCCUGACGCGGCUGCAGGAUUCGAGGGGUUCUGGGCAGCGCACCGACAGGACGAGUUCGAAGGCAGGCAGCGCCUCGUCGAGGCGGCCGCUCCGGGGAUCUCCGGCGCCGAGGCGGCGAAGCUGGCGCUUCUGCUGGCCGUGGUGGGCGGCGCCCCCGCUGCACCCAGCACCCGGGGCGAAGGCUGCCCGGCGGCCUGCCCCGCCGACGGGGCGCGCUGGGAGCGCUUCCUGCGGGAGGGCGCGCCGGAGGAAGGCUGGGCGGCCACUCCGGGUGCGGGCGGGCGACUGUCGUCCCACGUGCUGCUGAUGGGAGACCCGUCGACGGGGAAGACGCAGCUGCUGGAGGCCGCCCGCCGGCUCUGCCCAGGGGCGGUCCGCGUCAGCGCCGCGGGCGCCUCGCGCGCGGGGCUCACGUGCGCGGUGGUCCGCGACGGGCCUGUGCCCGCGCUGGAGCCGGGCGCGCUGGUGCUCGCAGACGGCGGCCUGUGCUGCAUCGAUGACCUCACGCUGCUGGAGAAGGAGGAGCUGGCGGCUCUGCACGAGGCGAUGGAGCAGCAGACGAUCUCGGUGGCGAGCCGCGGACUCGUGUGCCAGCUCCGCGCCCGGUGCAGCGUGGUCGCGGCGCAGGGGUGGCCCGCGAGGGGGGCCCAGGUGUCCAGCUUGCCUGCGCCGCUGCUGAGCCGUUUCGAUCUCGUGCUGGCGCUGCGGGCGGGAGCCCCCGGCGAACAGGACGACAUGGUGGCGGACGCCAUCCUUGACGCCGACGGCACUAGCGGCGGGCGCGGCCGCCGCGCUUCUCGGGGCGCGCCGCUGGACGAGCACAGCCUCCGCGACGUCCUCGCGAGCGCCAGGGCCUGGCAGCUCGCCCCGGCUGCCGAGCCGCAGGCCGAGGAGCUGCUCGUCCGCUACUACUCGCUGCUGCGCCAGCGCAGCGAGCGGGCCACUUGCGGUGAGCCCACCACCGCGCGCGCCCUGGAAGGGCUCCUGCGGUUGUCCCGGGCGCACGCGAAGCUCCUCCGCCACCCCUGCGUGCAGGUGGAGGACGCGGUCGCCGCGGUCUUCCUGCACCAGCUCGCGGCGCGGAGCCGCGCGGCGCCCGGCGCCGAGCACGUGCUCUCCCCCGAGCUCCUGGGCCCCGGCUCGCCAGCACACCUGCGCACCCUCGGGCUCUCCGCGGACCUGGGCUGCCGGGCGGACUACGAGGCUGCGGAGGGGGCGGUGCUGUGGGCGCUCGGCAUGCGCAGGGCGCGGCGCGCUGCGGAGGCGCCCCCCCCGCGGGCGGCGCCGACCCCGCCGCGCGAG